CAAGUCUUCACAAGAAUUUCUUUUUGUCAAUCACCUAUGAAGCUCCUGAUUUUAAAGUUGCACUUCUGCAAUGAAGAAAAGGAGACGGCUCGCUGCAAGUCUAAACAAAAAGGUUCAUCUUGGCCAUGAGAAGGGUACUUCAGAACAGAUUCUUCUAGUGGACUGUGCGCAAGAAAUUGUUUCCAAGUCUGCAGAAAAAGCUCCUGCAAAUCAGCUUGAAUCUUCCCAAGAACUUCCGCCGUCACCAGAACAAAGAAAGCUCCUAAGCUCAUUGCAGUAUAACAGAAAUUUACUUAAAUACUUAAAUGACGAUAGACAGAAACAUCCAUCGUUUUGUGAUUUACUCAUAAUUGUAGAAGGAAAAGAAUUUAGUGCUCACAAAGUCGUAGUGGCUGUUGGGAGUAGUUAUUUUCAUGCUUGCUUGAGCAAAAAUCCGAGCACUGAUGUUGUCACGUUAGAUCACGUAACUCAUUCUGUCUUUCAGCAUUUGCUUGAGUUUCUCUACACAUCUGAGUUUUUUGUAUAUAAAAAUGAAAUUCCGUUAGUGCUGGAAGCAGCAAAAUUUUUGGAUAUCAUAGAUGCAGUGAAGUUACUAAAUAAUGAAAGUGUUUCUAACGUACAGACUGAUAGGGCAACUGAUGUGCCUACACCAGUAGAAACACUCAGUGAACUGACAGGUAAACUAUUAAAUAGUCAUCAGUGCACUUUUUGUGGUCGAAGUUUCUGUUACAAGAAGUCUUUAGAAAAUCAUUUGGCUAAAGCCCACAGGUUCCUUUCACUGGAAAGAAAACAUGGGUUAAAAAUGGUUGAGAAGGCUGACUUCUCCACUAGACGUUCUAUGAGAAACCGUAAAGGUCCAGCUAAAUUUGAUAACGGCGACAAUGAAAGUGGUGAUGCCUCUGACAGCAAUUUGGAAAAAGUCAUCUCUGACAAGGAAACACCUGAUAGAAGUGAAUUUGAAGACAGUGAAAGUGAAUGCAAUGCUGAUAAAGAGGGACAGGAAGAGGAAAUGUCAGGUGAAGAUUCAGAGUCUGAAGAACAAAGUGAAAAAGAACAGAAUGAUACUGAAGAGGGUUCUGAGGCAGUUGAUUCAGUGGGAAAUAUUCCUGAAGGCUUAGCUCCAGUCAUCAUUCAAAGCAGUAGUAAAAAACUACUGCAGUGUCCCAAGUGUGACAAAAAAUUUGAUCGAAUAGGCAAAUAUGAGAGCCAUACACGUGUACACACAGGUGAGAAGCCUUUUGAAUGUGAUAUAUGUCAUCAGCGCUAUUCAACGAAAUCCAACCUGACCGUGCACAGAAAGAAGCACUCUAGUGACACUGACUUUCAUAAAAAGGAACACAAAUGUCCCUACUGCAACAAGCUGCAUGCAAGCAAAAAGACUUUAGCAAAGCACGUGAAGAGGUUUCAUCCAGAGAAUGUACAAGAAUUUCUUUCUAUCAAGAAGACAAAGAGUGAAGGUUGGAAAUGUGAUAUUUGUAAGAAAUCUUUCACCCGAAGACCUCAUUUAGAAGAACAUAUGAUCCUUCACUCUCAGGAUAAACCCUUUAAGUGCACCUACUGUGAAGAGCACUUUAAAUCCCGAUUUGCAAGGCUGAAGCAUCAAGAAAAAUUCCAUCUCGGGCCUUUUCCUUGUGAUAUCUGCGGCCGCCAGUUUAAUGAUACAGGAAAUCUGAAGCGCCAUAUAGAAUGUACUCAUGGAGGAAAGAGAAAAUGGACAUGUUUCAUCUGUGGAAAGUCCGUUAGGGAACGAACAACUUUGAAAGAACAUCUGAGAAUUCACAGUGGGGAGAAGCCUCAUCUUUGCAGUAUUUGUGGGCAGAGUUUUCGUCAUGGAAGCUCUUACAGACUUCAUCUAAGAGUCCACCAUGAUGACAAGAGAUAUGAGUGUGAAGAAUGUGGGAAAACAUUUAUUCGGCAUGACCAUCUGACAAAACACAAAAAAAUACACUCAGGUGAAAAAGCACAUCAGUGUGAGGAAUGUGGAAAAUGUUUUGGUCGCAGAGAUCACCUUACUGUUCAUUAUAAAAGUGUUCAUCUAGGAGAAAAAGUUUGGCAGAAAUAUAAAGCAACGUUUCACCAGUGUGAAGUCUGUAAGAAAGUUUUUAAAGGCAAAUCAAGUUUGGAAAUGCAUUUUAGGACACAUUCAGGUGAGAAACCCUACAAAUGUCCAAUCUGUAAUCAGUCUUUUAGAAUUAAGAAGACGUUAACAAAACACAUGGUUAUUCAUUCAGACGCUCGACCUUUUAAUUGCCAACACUGCAAUGCAACAUUUAAACGAAAAGACAAGCUGAAAUAUCAUAUUGAUCAUGUUCAUGGAUCAAAGGCUGCAGAAGAGGCGUUGACAUCUUCAGAGGAAAAGCUGGUCUCUUUACCAGUGCAGUACACGUCUGAUGACAAAGUUUACCAAACUGAGGCUAAACAGUAUAUGGAACAGUCCAAAGUGUAUCAGUCGGAAGCCAAAACUUUGCUACAGAAUGUAUCUACAGAAGUAUGUGUGCCUGUGACUCUGGUACCAGUUCAGAUGUCUGAUCCACAAGCUGAUCUAGUACAGCCUACUCAGUCACACAGCAUUCUUCCUCCACAACCUGAACAGACAGAUUAUCAGCGAACAACAGAUCUGUCAUUUCUAGAGAAAUACACUCUUACUCCGCAACCUGCAAAUAUUGUUCAUCCUGUAAGGCCUGAGCAAAUGUUGGAUCCUAGAGACCAGUCAUAUCUUGGAACUUUACUGGGGCUAGAUACAGCUCCUGCUGUACAGAAUAUUUCAAACAAUGAACAUUCAUGAGCAGACCAUAACAUUCCACCUAAUUCACUAAGCCAUUAGCCAACAGAAAGCUGAUAUGGCAAUUAAGAUUUGUAUUUUAUAUUUUAUUUGGACUCAUGAGUCUUCUGCAUAGUUUUGAAAAAUCAGGUUUGUUUACAUAAUAUUUGAACAUUUAGGCACA
Eurypyga helias (sunbittern) is the source of this 2945-nucleotide messenger RNA. RefSeq names its product zinc finger and BTB domain containing 41 (gene ZBTB41). The record is from RefSeq and is a predicted model, not a curated record. Gene Ontology annotation, molecular function: protein binding; DNA-binding transcription factor activity, RNA polymerase II-specific; RNA polymerase II transcription regulatory region sequence-specific DNA binding. Gene Ontology annotation, cellular component: nucleus. Lineage: Eukaryota; Metazoa; Chordata; Aves; Eurypygiformes; Eurypygidae. Gene Ontology annotation, biological process: regulation of transcription by RNA polymerase II. Bases 71 to 2785 code for a protein of 904 amino acids. The transcript is spliced from 10 exons.